This is a messenger RNA of Arxiozyma heterogenica, 1995 nucleotides long. RefSeq names its product Hda3p (gene HDA3). The transcript has a single exon. The record is from RefSeq and is a predicted model, not a curated record. The coding region runs from base 1 to 1995 and encodes 664 amino acids. Lineage: Eukaryota; Fungi; Ascomycota; Saccharomycetes; Saccharomycetales; Saccharomycetaceae. Gene Ontology annotation, cellular component: nucleus; HDA1 complex.
AUGAAUUUACUGAGAAUAUUGGAUGAUAAGCCUGCCCCAUCUAUUGCAGAUGCCAAAACUUUGGGUGCAUCAGGAAACACUUCUGGGGACUAUUGGUUGCCUACAACCAUGUGUCUAUACCAGAAGGAAUUAACUGAUCAAAUUGUCUCUUUGCAUUAUUCUGAUAUUUUAAGAUAUUUCGAGACCUCUGAUUUCAAAGAAGACGUUGUAUUAGAAUCAAUGAAAACAAUGUGUCAGAACAGUGCCUUAGUAGCCACACAUCCAUUUCUUUUGAUUGACCAUUUCUUACCGAAAUCGUUGAUUGCUAGAGAUAUUCCAUCACAUUUAUGUGAAACAAGUGGGAAAUUUACUGUGUUGAAAGAUCUGAUCACUUUAGUUCAAGAUUAUGAAACGGAUACUGCUUUAGUGUGUCGUCCUGGUCGGACAAUGGAUCUUGUAGAGGCUUUGUUAUUGGGUAGCAAAAUUGAUAUAAAAAGAUAUGAUUCCAAUUCCAUAAAAUCAAGACAAAAGAAACAGAAAAAAGUGUCAUAUCCUUGUACUGUACAUCUUUUCCCAUCAGAGCAUUGGGAUAUUAAAAACUCUCCAAUAGAUAAGAAUGUUGAAAGAUUUGAUAUGCUUAUUGCAUUAGAUCAUAGCGUGAAUACAAAUAAUAAAGAUAUGAUCAACAUAUUGACCCAUGGUAGAAGAACAAAACACAAAGGAGAUCGUAGUACGGCAACAGAAUCACGAGCCCCUAUAGUUCGAUUAAUAGUAAUUAAUUCAUUUGAACAUUGCGAUUUGUUUUUUAGGGAAAAAUAUAGUGAAGAUACAAGAGAAUACUUGGAAGCAGUGACAGCUGCAGUUGUGGUUUUAAGAGAUAGAGUUGGAGUGUUACCACCUGAUUUACGACCUAUCUAUAAUCAACAUCUAGGAUACCUCGUUGAAUGGUUGGAGGAUCCAUCAUUACCAUGGCCAUUGCCUGAUAUUUACACGAUUAAACAUUAUACUUCAAUGGAUGUGGAAAGAUCGUUACUAAGUGAAGUGAAUUAUACACAGAAUGACGAUUUAGAUAGUGCAUUUUCAAAUACUAAUAAGAAACGGUCUCGUAUGAGUAGACCGCAAUUGAACAAUCAUAAAGAAUCAUCAGUAGAUUCAAACGACAUAGCUAAUUCCACAGUUCCUAGUUUUUAUGAAAGCAAACGAUUAAAAAAUGAUUAUUCAAAAAACCCAACAAAACAAAGAAAGGGUAUUCUUACAGGAAUUAUAGAUAAUCAUGAUAUUUCAAGUGGCAAUUAUCAUUUAUCUAGUGAUAUAUUGACUCAUAGAUUAAUGCAAUCUAUGGCUCAAGUCUAUUACGAUUUAGAAUUACAAAAGAAAGAAAUACAAAUGUAUGAUGACGUUAAUCCUAUUGAGGAAUUUCAUACAAAGUUCUAUUCAAAAGAAGAUAUAGAGAUGAAGGAGAAACUAAAGAAAUGUGAUGGCAGUAUUGAAUCAAACAAAGAUUGUUGCCAAGAUCUAAACAAAGAAAAUAAAUCAUUUUAUCAAGAUACAGAGACAUUGCAAAAACAAUUUGAUGAUAUACUGGAAGUUUUUGCAAAAAAGGGAGAAUUGGCGUCAAAGUUAAAAGAUUUGAUAUUAAAGAAGUACGAUUUAGAAGAGAUUAUAAAGAAGGAAACUAGAAAGAGUGAAUCAAAGGAUAUAGAGAGCGAAUAUAUGAAGAAAGAAAUAACGAGAGCUCAUGACUCAACUGAAGAUUCACUAAAAAAUAUUAACGUGUUAUCGAUGACAUGUCAAAAGAUAGAAGAUGAUCUGAAAAGUGUAUCCAACAAUUUUUGUGUCAAGAGUAAUCAAGUUAGUGAAGAAAUAAAACACCUGAAACAGUUGCAUUCAAAAGAAAAACAAUUAAACAAGGAUUUGGAAGAACAGCUCGAAACUUUGGUUAAGCGUUUACAACAGAUACCUGCUCAAAGAGUACGAACAUCCCAACAAGCAGGUUAUUCUUCGAGAAAAAGGUGA